AUGUUUCAUCCACAAACCUCAUUAAACAACUUUUUGGAGGAUCUACCGACUUAUUUACCAAAUCAAGAGUCCAAUGAGCAAGAUAAAGUAAAUAACCAAUCUCAGAACCAAUCAUCUCACUCAAUUCCUUUUGAGUCCAAAGUUAAGGAUAAUGAUGAAUUCCAAACAAAGCAAAAACCAGAAGAAAAACUAGCUAAGUUCUACAAACCUGUGAAGAUACCAGGAACCAACAUAACACUACAGACAGAAGAAGACAUUGCCAAAUGGAUUGAAGAACGUAAAAAGAACUGGCCAUCCAAAUCAAAUAUCGAAAAGAAAGAACAAAUAAAAGCAGAAAAACGUAAAAAAUAUCAAGAUAACACAACCUCAAUCGGUCAAACAAAAAGAAAAUUAGAAGAAAGCAAUCAGAAUGAAUCUAGCAAUAGUAAUAAAAGAAGUAGAAAUAUAUGUCGACAUUUUCAACAAUUUAAAAAAUGUAAAUUUGGAACCAAAUGUAAGAAUCUACAUGAGAUACCGAAUGAUCCAAAUCCAAUUGCUUCAAAUUUUAAGAAUGAUUUAACUCAUACGAAAAGGAAAUUAAAUGGUAUAACUAUACUAGUGCCAAAAUUAUAUUCGAAUAGGACUGAGAAUACUCCUACAUCUAAGUCAUCUUUAUUUAAGCAUUUAAUUACUCAAGAUCAAGCUCAGAAUGAAAAUCAACUAGUGCUUGACUUUAUAAAAUACCUUGACGAAAAAGGAUUGAUCAAUCAUGAUGUAAUGAAAUAG
Molecule: messenger RNA, 765 nt
Organism: Lodderomyces pseudojiufengensis
Lineage: Eukaryota; Fungi; Ascomycota; Pichiomycetes; Serinales; Debaryomycetaceae
Exons: 1
Coding region: 1-765 (254 amino acids)
Molecular function (GO): metal ion binding
Source: RefSeq, a predicted model, not a curated record